CCCAUGCGAAUACGACAUAAUAAAACGCAAUUGAAUAAUCUACCCAAAAGAACAAUCUCACAAGACGGUAUAAAUUAUUACUGCUGGAUUGUUACUACUGAAGCUAAACCACACAGAGAUAAGAAAUCUAGGAAGUCUCAAGAUAAUUUAUCGCGAUGUUUAAAAGCAAAUGCAUCUGAGUAUUUGGGAAUUAAUUGUUUUUGUGUGUGGUUAUAUUUAGAUACUCGCUGGGGUCCCAAGCCAACAAACUGCAGACUUGAUAGAUGUGGAUUAUUACUAUUAUUGGAUAUAACAUACUAA
Molecule: messenger RNA, 300 nt
Organism: Trichobilharzia szidati
Lineage: Eukaryota; Metazoa; Platyhelminthes; Trematoda; Strigeidida; Schistosomatidae
Source: the annotation of a GenBank genome assembly